Vicia villosa (hairy vetch) is the source of this 1308-nucleotide messenger RNA. RefSeq lists its product as uncharacterized. Gene Ontology annotation, molecular function: catalytic activity. The transcript has 2 exons. The coding region runs from base 1 to 1308 and encodes 435 amino acids. NCBI's taxonomy places the organism in Eukaryota, Viridiplantae, Streptophyta, Magnoliopsida, Fabales, Fabaceae. The record is from RefSeq and is a predicted model, not a curated record.
AUGGCUAAUAUGCAAGAGUUUUGUGCGCAUAGUUUUUGGAGUAACACGAAUAUUGGUUAUUCCUAUUCUAAUUCUUUUAGUUUAUCGGGAGGGAUAAUUACUUUAUGGAAAAAAGAUGCGAUGAAGGUUAUUCAUAGUUUCAAGGGGGAGGGGUAUCUCGGCGUGAAAGUGUUAUGGAAGAACUUUCUUUACUAUAUUGUGAAUGUUUAUUCGUCGUGUAUUUUAACUAAGAAGAAAGAGUUGUGGAGUAAGUUGUUAGAGUUGAAGGAGAUUUUCUCGGAUGGCGAAUGGAUUAUCGGAGGGGAUUUUAAUGCCGUCAAAAACCGGAGGGAGAGGAAAGGGAGAACGAUUAUUGAUAAUAAUAGUAGCAUGAGUCUUUUUGCCGAGUUUGUAGAGAAGAGUGAAUUGGUGGACAUCCCAUGCAAAGGCAAGAAAUUCUCGUGGUAUAGCAGCGAUGGAAGGUCCAUGAGCCGUAUUGAUAGAUUUCUUUUAUCGGAGGCGAUUGUUGAUAGAUGGAAGGUUAUUGGUCAAAAGAUUGAAGAUAGAGAUUUGUCGGAUCAUUGUCCCGUUUGGCUCGUUUUGGACAAUCACGAUUGGGGGCCGAAACCCUUUAGGUUCAACAACGAAUGGUUCCCGUUUGAUUCGUUCCUCCCGUUUGUUGAGAAAGAAUGGAAAAGUAUAAAAGUGGAAGGAAGAGGGGAUUUCAUCUUGAAAGAAAAACUUCGCCGUUUGAAAGAUAGUUUGAGGUGGUGGAACAAAAAUGUUUUUGCGAAGCUGGACUUGAAUAUGGAGGAGGAAGUGAGGAAGAUUAAUAUUGGGGAUGAUAGGUUGGAACUUGAUCACUUUGAUUCUUUGUCCGAUGUCGUGCUAGAUAGGAAGAAGGCGGCUAGUAGUUUUUGGUUGAAUUUGAGGAUAAAAGAAAACAUGUUAGCUCAAAAAUCAAAAUUGAAGUGGUUGAAAGAGGGGGAUUGUAAUAGUGCUUUUUUCCACAAGGUUAUGAACGAGAGAAGAAGAUUUAAUCACAUUGGUCCAAUAACUUCUUCGGGGGUGUUGUUGGAAUCGGUGGGGGAGGAGGAAAUUAAAGAAGCUAUUUGGAAUUGUGGGGACUCGAAGAGUCCGGGGCCGGAUGGAUUUUCGUUUUUGUUCAUCAAAAAGUGUUGGGAUUUUGUCAAAGAGGAUUUUAUUCGGUUCUUUAAUUGUUUUCAUUCCGGCGAGGCUUUAUCUAAAUCGGUCACUUCUUCUUUCUUGGUGUUAAUUCCUAAGUCUCCAAUUCCGGUAGCGUUGGAUGAUUAUAGACCUAUUACUUAG